This is a messenger RNA of Pseudoliparis swirei, 2570 nucleotides long. It is a transcript of the gene crabp2a, whose product is annotated as cellular retinoic acid binding protein 2, a. Gene Ontology annotation, cellular component: cytosol; nucleus. Gene Ontology annotation, biological process: fatty acid transport. The record is from RefSeq and is a predicted model, not a curated record. The transcript is spliced from 4 exons. Bases 235 to 663 code for a protein of 142 amino acids. Lineage: Eukaryota; Metazoa; Chordata; Actinopteri; Perciformes; Liparidae. Gene Ontology annotation, molecular function: fatty acid binding.
UCGCAGCCACUUAUAGUGCACCGGUACAUAGGUAAGACACGGUGUCUGACUGUCUGUCACUCAUCGCGGGAAGAGGGCAGAAGCAACUGGACUUGCAGAGUCAACCCAUCCGGUGCGCCCACACACCAGCCGAGAUUCAUAAGGCCGAGUUGGAGCAUUAUUGACUCAAGACGCGCAGAGACGCCACACUUGGACCUGACAGCCCACUAAUCGACAAACCACCUUCAGUCUAACAUGGAGCGCAAAAUCCCUGAUUUCGCUGGCACUUGGGAGAUGAAGAGUUCUGAAAACUUUGACGAACUUUUGAAAAAGUUGGGUGUAAACAAGAUGCUGCGUUUGAUUGCCGUGAAGGCAGCCUCCAAGCCGUUGGUGGAGAUCUCGCAGGACGGAGAGAAGCUGUCCAUUAAAACCUCCACCACAGUGCGCACCACCCACAUCACUUUCACCGUGGGGCAGGAGUUCAAUGAGGCCACGGUGGACGGACGCCCCUGCACGAGUUUUCCACUUUGGGAAACCGACAGUAAGAUCAGUUGUGAGCAGACUCUGCCGAAAGGAGAAGGACCGAAGACGUCGUGGACCCGAGAGAUCACCAAUGACGGAAAACUGAUCCUGACCAUGGGAGCGGAUGAUGUGAUAUGCACCAGACUCUACGAGCGACAAUGAACCAGAGCACUUCGCACUCCCCCCCCCCCCCUCUCCUGCAUCACCACUUGCAUCUCUUCAACCCCUUUGCUGUGGCAGGACGGGGAGACCGCAGUCUUUAGUUUUUUAUUCCAUUAUCUCUGUUCGCCUCACUAUGUAAUAAGUGUGGCCGCUGUGUGUCACAUAUCCACACGGUGGUCUGAGCUCCUCAGUUAUCUCAGCAGCUCCAUCAAACGUGACCAGCUGGGUUUUAAACAUGAAAAUGUAUGUUGGAUUUGUUGAGUGACAGCGCCAUUUAUUUGGCAGUGUGUGUGUGUGGGUGAGGCAGCAGAAGAGGUGUGAGACUAUAUUUGUAGAUGUGUAAACCAAUCUUUGAGCUCUUCCAGUUUCAGGUCAGUUUUGAUGUGCACCUCCUCUCUGUUCCUUUAGCCCUGCCCCACAACUUUAACCUUUUCUCUAUCAUGACGACGUUUAUAUUUAUUACUUCAUUAGAAGCCUGCGACAGUACUGCUUACGUUUUUACUUUGUGUCUCUUUUAUACGAAAUGUUAUCAUAGGAAACAACACUUUCUAUGGGAAAACAAUAAAGCACGAUAUUAACUCAGCCUGACGUCGACUCUUGGCCCUCCGAUACUGAAAACCAUUAGCUGCAUAAAAGCUUUUAACAGAGCACAUGUUUUAUGGUUUGUGGGUGUAGCUGUGGAAUAUGUGCACAUUAGAUAGCUCAAUCUUAUUUUAGUCUUUCUGUCAGCUGUCUGCAACUAGAAUAACUUGUCUGUGCCCUCCCUCUCCGUCUCUCGCUCACUCUCAGUUUGUUUGUUUCCUCAUCCCUCCCAUUCGCCUCUCUGUCAGUCAUCUCUCUGCCACAUGCCCUCAUUAUUCACGCCGUGCAAAGUUCCAAGGCUAAAUACUUUUCCAUUUGACUUUUCCUUUCUCUGUCUGGUCACUUUUAUUGCACAUUUCAUGUGGAUCUGUCCAUCCUGAAAUGUCCCCUGGCAAAUGAAGCAACAUACAGAGGGCCAGCUGUGGGAACUGCUCUGUUUUAUUUCCAUUUAACUUGCCAGUUGGUUAAAUUUAGUUUUUAUUCCCCAGGAAUCUAAAGUCUUUAAAGGCUCCUUGACUUAAAAGAAUAGUUUCACAUUUAGGGUAGCACGCUACUCGCUCUCUUAAGGGGACUUAAUCGCCCUGAUGUGUAUAUUAUUAUUCGCCUCGGUGGCUUCUCGCAGAGGUGUUCUCAUGACUUCGCCACUUGAACACAAGCAUGGCUUGUACACAGCUUCCCACGUCGUAACCACAAGCUCCAUUCAAAGGCAUUACAGGUACAAUAUACUUAUGUUGUUUAAGGAUAAAACCAACUAGACAUGAUGACUUCAUUGGUGAGCUUUAGAAUUAUUGCGAGGUGGGUUUUGCCAUUUGUUGUACAGUCAGGCUAGCUGUUUCCUUUUGUUUCAGUAUUUAUGCUAAGCUAAGCCAACAUCCGUUAAUGUAUGGAACAGCUGUUGUUAUGGCAACUAAGGCUGAUAAGGCAAAUAGAGGUCAACUUGAAAUGAUUAUGGGUCGGUGAACAACUUGACCAAUCAUCAAAUGAUCGGUGGGCACGUCUAAAAUGGCAGGAAAUGCCAAUUAGAUGACAAGGUACAGCGGGCUGGCAGCAGACCGUUAAGGAACCUGGAAAUGAAAAAGGGCUGGGGAGAAAGAUGGAUGACCCCACGUUCAUAGACACACACACACACACAAUUAAAAACUAGAUUAUUUCAAGAGAAAGUAUGUGAUGCUAAAACAGCUCUUUCAUUUGAUUUUUUUCUUUUUCUUUUUUACAACUAUCUCUUCAUCUCUCUUCUUGCCCUGCAGCUGUGUGUAGUUAUACAGUGUGACCCCAAUAAAGUCCCCCCCUCUGCCUCCUGCCCUAAUAAAAGGGCUAAAUAACUA